Molecule: messenger RNA, 1186 nt
Organism: Naegleria gruberi
Lineage: Eukaryota; Heterolobosea; Eutetramitea; Acrasida; Naegleriidae
Exons: 1
Coding region: 145-1152 (335 amino acids)
Biological process (GO): signal transduction; cell-cell adhesion
Cellular component (GO): cytoskeleton; plasma membrane
Source: RefSeq, a predicted model, not a curated record
CAAAGUGUUACCAACAUCAUCCUAUUAGUAAUAAUCACAACAAUUUUAUUUUACUACUAAAACAACAACACACUUUCAUCAAAAUUUCCCAUCAACAUUAACAUCCUCAUACUAUUAAUAUUAAUAUAUAAAUAACAAACAAUAAUGGAUUCUAAAUUAGUUAUUCGUGUCUACUUUGUAGAUGAUUCCUUCAAAACCAUUGCCGUUAGUCCAACCAUCAGUGCUCGUGAUUUAUCAAUUGUUGUCGCUGAUAAGAUUGAAUUGGAACAACGUGAAACUUUUGCGCUCUUUUUCUACAAGAACGGAGAGUGUAGAUGUUUAGAUGAUGAUGAACAACCGUGCAAAUUGAUGGUCUAUGAAACUGUUGGUUCUGAUGCAGACUUUCAAAAGUAUGUGAAUGAUAAACAAGAAUGGGAAAAAUUAAAGAAAGACUGGGAGAAGGACUCUAAAUUAGUAUUCAAGAGAAGAGUCUUUUUAAAGCACAAGGCAAUUCCACGUGAACAAGAAAAGUUUUUGAAUUAUAGUUUUAUUCAAGCUGUUGCUGAUGUUCGAGAUGGUACUUAUCCAUGUAGUCAAUCGGCUGCUAUUGAAUUAGCUGGUCUUAAUAUGCAAGUUACUUUUGGUGAUCACAAUAAGAAGAAACACAUUCAAGGUUUUUUGAAGGAUAAGAUUGGUCGUUUUAUUCCUGCUCCUCUCCUUCAAUCAAAUCGUAAAUUAGAAGAUUGGGAAAAGGAUGUCUUCCAAGAACAUGCUCGUUUGAUUGGUUUAAAGAAGGAAGAUGCCAUGUUGCACUACUUGAAUUAUGUUCGUAAUUGGAGUUUUUAUGGAAGUACUUUCUGGACUGUACAAACUGUUAAUAAGGAUCAAGCAAAUUUACCUGAUCAAGUUAUUCUUGCAGUCAAUUCUAAUGGAAUUCAAUUGUUAAAGUUAGGAACCAAGGAACCAAUUCUUACUCAACGUUAUUCAGAUAUCUAUUCAUGGGCCUAUAAGAGAAAUGCUUUUGCUUUCGUUUCAGGAGUCUUGUCCAAACAAAAGUUCCAAUUUGCUACUCCACAUGGUAGAGAUAUUUCUCGUACUCUUCAGGCCUAUGUUGAAUGUCUUUUGGAAGAAAGAAAGAAGGAUAACAAAUCUUAUCAAUCAACUAACAUGUAAUCUAUUUCAAUAUAAUAUUUUUUUAUUAUUCUUA